AGAGUUUACAGUGCAGCGUCCAGAAGUAGAGCAGCUCCUGUGUGAUUGGAGGAAGUUAUACAUCAACAAAGAAAGAUGGCUGAAGUCAUAGAGCUACAGAAGCUGAAGCUCGCUGAGCUGAGGCAGGAGUGUGAGGCUCGAGGUCUGGACACCAAGGGAAACAAAGGGGAGCUCAUCGCCCGGCUGCAAGCCUAUCUGGAUGAGCACGAGGAAGAUGUGGACGUAGAUGACGUGCUCGGAGAGGAUACAGAGGACUACGCUAAAGUCGAGAGCGCCGAAAAUGAAAAGGAAGACAAGAAUUCUGAAUCUACUGAGAGCGAGCUAAAUGCUGAAAAGAAGGUGGUGAAAAUAAGUCCUCCAACAACUGCCACUGAAAGACUACAGAAGAGGGCUGAACGUUUCAGCCUGCCCGCAUCCGCCGAAAGCAAGAAGGCCAUACGUGCAGCGAGGUUCGGUUUACCCAACGAUGCUUCAAGUCCCUCUCCAGGUCUCGUUGCAAACAGUAAAGCUCCUGUGUCUACCGAUCAGCUGAAGAAGAGAGCAGAAAGAUUUGGCAUGAAUGUUUCAUCCAUUUCACAAAAGAUCGAAGAGGAUGAAAAGCUGAAAAAAAGGAAGGAGAGGUUCGGGAUCUUAACAAGCGCAGGACCAGCCGCUGCAGCUGAUGUUGAGGCAAAGAAAAUGAAGCGCGCUGAAAGAUUUGGAAAAGUGUAAAUAAUGUUUUAGAGCCUGUUUUUUGUUUUUUUUUGUAAAGCAUUUUCAUGACUUGUACACCAGAGAUUCCCGAAGAUCACAAAUGUCACUGAUAGGAUUCCUGUCAAUCGAACGUAUACUUAAAUACAACAAUAAAUGGGUGAGUUAGAUCAUUUUUGGGGAAACAAUUAGAAAAAAGCUUGUAAUUAUAUUGAUGUCAAUUUGAAACUCACAUAUUACCCUGUCGAUUAUUUACUGGAUUGCCUUUUUUUCCUCAUUCUUGAGAUGCCUUCAAGCUGUUAUUUUCAAUUUUCCUCACACAAAAAUUCUCAUUGCCUUCACUUUUUACACAGGAAGUAGUUGGUUGUCUAUUAAAAUGCAUGGGCAGCAUUAGCUCCUGUAUAACAUAGAAGCUUGUUCUCUCAUCGUUCAUCUAACAAACAGGAUCCUCAACGGUUUCUGAUAAAGUUCAUUUCUCCAGCGUUCAGGAAGUAUAAUUAGUUUUCCCUGUUUUUGGUGUUUAAUUACAAUAAAACCGCCCAGAAUCUUAACAAAUCAAACAGAAUAUGUUGUUAUCACGGGGUAAAAAUGAUUGUUUUUAGCUGCAAGGAAACUUUUACAUCAGCCAACGAGCCGACCAGGUGCGUGACUAAAGGUGACAUUUUGGUGCUUUUUUCGGGUCUUUGAACAGACUCUUGCAGCUCUGACGAAGCACAGUAAAGAAUCAGAAACCAGCAAGGCUCUUAUGUGUCGGACGAGGAUUAGAAUAGAAAUAAAACUGAACGUUAUGCAGCAUCUACAGAUGUUCUCGUCAUUAUUAUACACGCAACAAGGAAGAUGGUACAUUUUGGCCGGGGAGAUAGAAAAUGUGUAAUACAUUCGUGCGAGGCCCGAAUAAAUCGAAAA
Messenger RNA from Thunnus maccoyii (southern bluefin tuna), 1596 nucleotides. Its product is annotated as SAP domain containing ribonucleoprotein. The coding region runs from base 76 to 711 and encodes 211 amino acids. Gene Ontology annotation, cellular component: nucleus. NCBI's taxonomy places the organism in Eukaryota, Metazoa, Chordata, Actinopteri, Scombriformes, Scombridae. The record is from RefSeq and is a predicted model, not a curated record. Gene Ontology annotation, biological process: poly(A)+ mRNA export from nucleus. The transcript is spliced from 11 exons.